Messenger RNA from Diaporthe citri, 1257 nucleotides. RefSeq lists its product as uncharacterized. Bases 1 to 1257 code for a protein of 418 amino acids. The record is from RefSeq and is a predicted model, not a curated record. The transcript has a single exon. Lineage: Eukaryota; Fungi; Ascomycota; Sordariomycetes; Diaporthales; Diaporthaceae.
AUGGGUUUCCUCGGCCUUGCCCCCUUCACCAAUGCUGGUGCUGUCUAUGACCCUGUCCAGCAGGUGCUGACCAUCUCAGCCCAGGGUGAAGCCCAGAAGUUCACAUACGGUUACUUCUUCAAGCGCGUCGUCCCGUGGGUGGGCGGGCUCCGUUUCGAGCUGUAUGCCUGGACCGGCCCCCUCUCCCACGGCACAGAGCCCUUCGAGGUGUCUCAGCCGUUCAAUAUCCCCAACUUGCAGGUCGGCGACCCCAGCAACACCAUCAUCUUGGUGGGUUCCAACCACCCCAGCGGUGAGAUCAUCGAGAUCAAGUGGCUUGGUCUCAAACCCCCCGUGGGCAACGGCCAGAGCCUACCAAAGCGCGAUAAGAAGCUCUCAACGGACACACCACAGCCGCCUCAGACACUGGAUGCCGAGACUCCUGCGAGGAUCAACACUCUCUACAAAGAGCCCUUCACCAUCAGCGAGAGGGCCUAUUCAGGACCCGGAGCCACCUUGAACAUGGACUUUGACCCCCAAUUCCUGAUGCUCACCAGAGCAGGCAUCGAAGGGGGAGACCUUGUCUGGACUUUCAACUCGCUCGAGACAGGUAUCACCCAGGUUGUCACAUACAGUACAGAGGGCCUUGGGACUCCUGUCAUCCGCAAGGUCUACACCGUCAAGGUGUUCGUGCUUGACAGCGCAGCCCGGCAGAGCAGCGACAGCAGCCAAGGCAACGGCGUGGUCAGCAACCUGGCCGUGACCAACGGGCAGAACGGCAAGAACGGGGCCACCUCGAAGCCGGACGCCAUCCUCAGCUUCCUUGGCCGCGUCUUCGAGGCGCAGCGCAUCGCGCAGGGCGCCCUGCCCUCGGCGCGCCUGCUCCGCGUCCAGGCCACCCUCCCCGCCGGGCCGGUCUACCCCGUCACAGACCCGCUACGCCUGUCGCAGCUGGAUGUUCUGUUCGUGGGCGACAACAACGAGUAUGCCACUGUGAAGUCCACGGGCUGGGGCGAGUGGGCCCUGCCUGUCGUGAAGAAGGGGACGCCGAUCGUGGGGCUGCAGACCUUUGCGGUCGAGGACUGCAAGGUCGAGAUCACGCAGGCUGACGAGGCGGUCCGCGCUGAGGUGGGCAUGAAGGCUUUCUUCGAGGUCACUCUGGCGAGGCCGCUUGGGGCCCCGCAGUACGGUCCCUACAACCCGCUGUAUACUUUCCAGAUGAUUGAUACUAGCGUGAUCUCUGUGGAUGCUGUCACUGGGAAGAUUCUCGGAAACUGA